Lycium barbarum (goji berry) is the source of this 783-nucleotide messenger RNA. RefSeq lists its product as uncharacterized. The record is from RefSeq and is a predicted model, not a curated record. The transcript is spliced from 4 exons. Lineage: Eukaryota; Viridiplantae; Streptophyta; Magnoliopsida; Solanales; Solanaceae. Bases 1 to 783 code for a protein of 260 amino acids.
AUGGGUGUAGCCAGCCAGUCCAUGUUUAGCCCUUCAAUCAGACAGGGCACAAGAGGUAAUCGGACUCAGUCAGUAAAUUUAUCAGUUCCUCAUAAUAACCAAACUCAGGUAGGACGUGCACCAGCUAGAUCCAGCAACACAAGCGAUGGCCAAAACCGUUUGUAUGCUUUGACCGGGCGUCAGGAUAUCGAUGCCCGUACUGAUGUUGUCACUGGUAUACUCACCGUUUUCAGUUUCGAUAUUUAUGCUCUCAUGGACCCUGGAUCCACCCUAUCCUAUGUCACCCCUUAUGUUGCUAGGAAAUUUGUUGAUUAUAGAACCAAAGCUGUAAAUUUCAAGUUUCCUAAUGAGCCAGUCUUAAAGUGGAAGGGCGAUUCAGUAAGUCCUAAGGAAGUCUUUCUCGAGGAUCUUCCCGGAAUUCCUCCGGAUAGGGAAAUUGAUUUCGCAAUUGACCUACUUCCAGGUACGAAACCUAUAUCUAUUCCAUCUUAUAGGAUGGAUCCAGCUGAAUUACGCGAGCUUAAGGAUCAACUCAAAGAUCUUUUAGACAAGGGUUUUAUCCGACCCAGUGUCUCUCCAUGGGGUGCCCCAGUCCUAUUUGUUCGCAAUAAAGAUAGUUAUUUGCCAGCAUUUAUGGACCUCAUGAAUAGAGUCUUCAAGCCAUAUCUCGACCUCUUUGUCACUGUCUUCAUAGAUGAUAUACUCAUUUGCUCCCGUAGUGAGGCCGAACACGUAGAACACCUUCGUAUAGUUCUUCAGAUUCUUAAGGACUGCAAGUUAUAA